Messenger RNA from Dissoconium aciculare CBS 342.82, 655 nucleotides. RefSeq lists its product as uncharacterized. The coding region runs from base 169 to 501 and encodes 110 amino acids. The transcript has a single exon. The record is from RefSeq and is a predicted model, not a curated record. Lineage: Eukaryota; Fungi; Ascomycota; Dothideomycetes; Mycosphaerellales; Dissoconiaceae.
UUGAGCUGUAACAUCGGCCUGCGUAUAGGCCUACAAACGUGUUUUGAUCCGUAUUCAAUAUUGUAUCUAAACUUGAUUGUGCAGAGCAUGAACACCAAUUCAGCCUCUCAACAAGCGUCAUGACCCAGCUCUGUGGGAGACUCUUUCACCACGUCGAGGAGAAGAGGGAUGCUUCGUAGACUUCGCUUUGAUUUGUGCAUUUCACGCUUUUGCAUCUUGUUGACGCUGCUUAAUCUGCAAGGCCCGUCUCUUCUUCAUACCUUCCAGAAUUUGCCGCCCAUACCUUGGCUCAUUAUGACAAAUCUGUAUCAACGCACAAUUUGCAACGAAAGGCACGAUAUCCCACUUCGGCUGCAGAGAUUCAUGCUCGCUGAUGGUCUGCGUCCCUCCGAUAAUCGCUCGUCGGAUCUGCGGCUCCAGCUCUCGCAGCCAAGGGAGCACUUCGCGGACAUACUGACUAAUAGUGACGAAAUGAUACCGGGACGGUGCUUAGACGAAUAGUCGAGGACCCGGACCAGGACGAGGAGAGUCUUCAUUGCAGGCGAUACAACGCCGUCUCUAAUCUGGCGGACAGGGUACGCUGUCAAAAUCAGGCGCUGGGUCGUCCUCGGAGUGUAGGUUGCACCAUCCAUCGUAGAAUUGGUCGAGCACAUCC